AUGAGAUCAGCAAUUAUUGGGACUGUUUUUGGAUUUUACCUCCCUGCUAUCAUAAUGUUCACCAUCUACCUAAAGAUUUUGAAUGGAGACAGGCACACAGCAUCCAGAACACAACAAAGACUGGAGCAACUGUCAGAACCCAGAAACAUGGCACCAGAAGUCACUGACAACCGCACUGAUGAAAUACAUCCAUGUUAUCAAAUAGAUAAGGUCUCUAACACACUGAUACACACACGCUCUGCAAUAUGUGUUUUUUUAAACAUUUUCCUUGGGUCAUUAUCUGUUGUAACAGUUGGUGGAAACCUUCUUGUUAUAAUCUCCAUCAUUUACUUCAAACAGCUCCACACUCCUACAAACUAUCUUAUUCUCUCUCUGGCUGUGGCUGACCUGCUUGUUGGUGUUCUAGUUUUUCCUCUCACCAUAGAAUUCUCUGAAACCAUUUGUCUGUAUCAUACUGAUUUAUUUUGCAAAAUGCAGGGUAGCUUUGGUAUAUCAUUAUCUAUAUCUUCUAUUUUGACCUUGUGUUGUAUUUCUAUUGACAGAUAUUAUGCAGUGUGUCAGCCUCUGACAUACAGAACGAAAAUAAAUGAUAAUGUUGUUGUGACCAUGAUCCUGGUGACCUGGGGUAUGUCUGUCAUAAUUGGACUUUUCUUUAUAACUGCAGAAAUAGACACAGAAAACUGUGGAGAAACAUGUUUUUUUGAGAUUGUGAUAGUAAACAUUAUAAGUAUGAUUUUCAUGUUUGGCCUUCCGAUGAUCAUAAUGCUCUGUAUCUAUCUCAAGAUUUUCCUUGUUGCACAGAGACAGGCAUGCAGCAUCCACAACACAACAAAGUCUGGAGCAGCUAUCAGUAAGACGGAGAGAAAGGCCACAAAAACUCUGGCUAUUGUAAUGGGAAUUUACUUGGUGUGUUGGUUUCCUUUCUUUCUUUGUUCCUCUAUUUAUUUUUUCAGUCACUUUAACCCACCACUUCCUUUGGUUGAGUUUCUUAACUGGCUUGCACUGUCAAAUUCAACAUUCAAUCCAUUUAUUUAUGCUUUCUUUUACACUUGGUUCAGAUCAGCUUUCAGAAUGAUCAUUUCUGGGAAAAUAAUUCUAGGUGACUUUACUAACUCAAAGCUAUUCUGA
This is a messenger RNA of Lates calcarifer (barramundi perch), 1128 nucleotides long. Its product is annotated as trace amine-associated receptor 1-like. Gene Ontology annotation, biological process: cell surface receptor signaling pathway; G protein-coupled receptor signaling pathway. The record is from RefSeq and is a predicted model, not a curated record. Gene Ontology annotation, cellular component: membrane. Gene Ontology annotation, molecular function: trace-amine receptor activity. The transcript has 3 exons. The coding region runs from base 1 to 1128 and encodes 375 amino acids. NCBI's taxonomy places the organism in Eukaryota, Metazoa, Chordata, Actinopteri, Centropomidae.